This is a messenger RNA of Larimichthys crocea (large yellow croaker), 1908 nucleotides long. It is a transcript of the gene b3gnt2l, whose product is annotated as UDP-GlcNAc:betaGal beta-1,3-N-acetylglucosaminyltransferase 2, like. Gene Ontology annotation, molecular function: protein N-acetylglucosaminyltransferase activity. Gene Ontology annotation, biological process: poly-N-acetyllactosamine biosynthetic process; protein O-linked glycosylation. The transcript is spliced from 2 exons. Gene Ontology annotation, cellular component: Golgi membrane. The record is from RefSeq and is a predicted model, not a curated record. Lineage: Eukaryota; Metazoa; Chordata; Actinopteri; Sciaenidae. The coding region runs from base 270 to 1562 and encodes 430 amino acids.
CUCACACUCGCCGAUAUCAUUAAGGGAAAAUAUGUGGCAGAGAGUUAAAUGAUGCGGUUUGGUGGAGCCGUCGUAGGACGCGGAGACUCCUGACUGUUCAGCCUUUGCUCGGCGUGCGAUCAUCUUCAGUACAUCCACUUUGUCACCUGCUGGCGGAGUCUGUGUAACCUGAAGACAAUAACACACAGGACCCAAGACCAUCUCCUCUGAAAUAUGAGCCAUUUCUAGGAACAACACACCUCAUAGCGUCGUUUACUCACCUUGAGCCAAUGAGACGUAUUGAGACAUUUAGUGCUAUGGUCAUCUUUGUUGCUUUAUUUCUCAUCUUUUUCUACUCGACUCUACACCUAGAGACGACCUUCAGCUACAGGGUCGGACCGGAGGAGCUCCUGAGGCAUUCCAGCCUCCGGGUCCACAAAAGUGAUGUGAAAAAACAAACCCCCAAGCAGGAGAUUGUCACCACGCCACACGCUUCGCAUCACCCCGAUCUCCAUAAUGUGUCUAUAUCCGAUGACCUGAGGCAGACCAUCUCCCAGAACACGGCGUACUGGAACCGGCUGCUGUACUCGUCCCUCAGGAAACUGGACAAAGGAGAAAAUCCUUACAGACUUGUGUCCGAUUGGUCCCGUUGCAGGGAGACAAAUCAAGAGCUUCUACUAACCAAUGUGCAUGACUUCACCUCCUACCCAGCCAUAUUCCAAGACUUUCUCCAGGGCAUGAACUGCAUGUCCCCUCCGGUCCUGAUCAAUCAACCCAACAAGUGCAUCUCCAGUCAAGGCGAGGGAGAUAACCAGACCUUCCUGCUUUUUGCCAUCAAGUCAAGUCCCGGAAACUUCGAGCGCAGACAGGUGGUGCGAGAAACCUGGGGGCGAGAUGGGGUUCAUCAGGGCGGGCUGAGAGUACACACAGUGUUUCUCAUGGGCAGCUCUUCGGUGGAUGACCCUGACAUCAGCGCGCUGCUCUCAUUUGAAGCUGAACUUUUCAGGGACCUCCUGCAGUGGGACUUCCAUGACUCUCUUCUGAACCUGACGCUCAAGAUGAACAUGUUCCUCCAGUGGGUGCUGAAAUACUGUCCUCACGUCACCUUCGUCUUCAGUGGGGAUGAUGAUGUAUUCGUCAACACACCGGCGAUAAUGAACUACCUGCAGUCUCUGACACCCCCAAAGGCCUCUAAGUUAUAUGUUGGACAUGUCAUAAGCACAGCGAAUCCUCUGAGGGACCCUAAAAGCAAAUAUUACAUCCCUCUGAGCUUCUAUGACGGCCCAUAUCCCCCAUAUGCCGGUGGAGGCGGGUUUCUUAUCUCUGGCGCGUUGCUGCAACCCCUAUACUCAGUUACAUGUGUCAUACCUUUCUUCCCCAUCGACGACGUCUACACCGGGAUGUGCUUUAAGGCUGUGGGAGUUUCUCCCGAGAUGCAUGCGGGCUUUCAGACGUUUGACGUGAAGGAGCAGGAUCGUGAGAAUCUGUGCAUACACAAAGAUCUUAUUCUGAUCCACCAGCGCUCCCCACAGCAGAUAAAGAAGCUCUGGAAGGGCAUUCACAGCCCCUUGUUGACUUGUUGAGCAGGACUGGUGCGUAGAGUACACUGACUGCAGCGACAUAUUGAAGCUGUGGCUGUUCACUUUAACUUUCUGUGUCCUGUUUUAAGAUGAUGCAUGGACUGGAGCAACUUUAAAAAGGUCCAGUGUGUGGGAUUUAGUGCAGCCUAGUGGUGAAAUUGCAGAUUGCAACCAAAUGAAUACUCUCCUUCAAAGCAUGUAAGAAAAACUCUGGCUCUCUCACUGUGGAUUAAGACAACAAAAACACAAUGAUUCUUAUUUUCAGGUGAUUCCACACUAACAGAAACAUACUAUGAAUAUUAUAUUCCAACUUCUGCCAAUAUCCUUCUAAAUCUCACACUAUGUCAUC